This is a messenger RNA of Cebus imitator (Panamanian white-faced capuchin), 924 nucleotides long. Its product is annotated as translation initiation factor IF-2. Lineage: Eukaryota; Metazoa; Chordata; Mammalia; Primates; Cebidae. The record is from RefSeq and is a predicted model, not a curated record.
AACACUCAGGAAGCCAUCGUGCGGGGCCGGGAAAGAGCUCCCACGCAGUCACGGACCCCCACUCCGAGGGCCCGCGCAGUCCCCUCAGUGACGCGGGCGAAGCAGCCACGCCGUGGGGGAGGGCGGGGAGGGCGGCGGAGCCUCCCACUCGCGAUGACCCGGACCCCGCCCCACGUGUGGGCUCCUCGCAGGGUCCCCUCUGCGGCACACGGGGACCAGCUACCCCGCGGAGGACCGGGCAGGAGCGCGCGCCCGGGUCCGUGCAGUCCGCUCCGCGAGUCGCGGGGAGCAGUGGGGACGGGCCCCCACCCACGGGGUGGGGACCCCCGCGGGGGCCCACGCGGCGUUGCAGCAGGCGCAGAGCCCCCGGUGCCACCCGAGGCCGAGACAAAGCCAGGGCGCACGGCCCCCGGACCCGGACCCCGGACCCCGCGGAGCCCCGCUCGGAGCCGCCACGCCCGGGACAGAGACCCCGCCGCCCGCUGCGCCGUCUCACCUCAGGCCGCCGCCUCGCAGCGCUCGCUCCUCGCCGCGGCGCCUGGGCCGAAUGGAGCGCGGCGGAGCAGCCGACCGAGCCGCGGCCGCCUCAACAAUGGAGCCCCGGGGCGGGGCCGCAGCCUCAGCCUCAGCCUCAGCCCGUGUCCCUCGCUCGGGCUCCGGAUCCGCUCGCGGAGCUGCUGCCGGCGCGAGGUUGCGGCCGGUACCGACACCGCGCAGGCGCACAGAGCCCCGCCCGCCGCCUGCCGCCCCGCCCCCAGCGGAGCGCGCCCAGGGCCCGCCCCCCAGCCAAUAGGGAGCGAGCUGCCCGGAGAGGGCGGGGCCUGGGGGAAACAAAGGGAGGCUGGGCGGGGCGGCGCUGGGGCUGGGCUUGCGGGGUUCCGCGGGAGGGCGGGACCCAGAGCUGGCCAGAUCCUCGCCUCCUAG